AUGAAGUUGAUCCUUAAAGAUAAUGAACCUGUGUAUCAAUCGCCUAGACGCUUAUCUCAGAUGCAGAAAGACAUAGUAAAUAAACAGAUUGAACAGUGGAUUGCGGAAGAUCGAUAUCCUCUUCCGUUGAUUAAGGAUCAAUUAGACUUUUUACAGGGCGCUAAGAUAUUUAGUACUCUAGAUUUAAAGAAUGGUUUUUUUCAUGUUCGGAUGGACGAAGACAGUCGAAAAUUUACAGCAUUUAUUGUGCCUGAUGGUCAUUUUGAAUUUCUUAGAGUUCCGUUUGGACUUUGUAAUUCACCUGCAGUUUUUCAAAAGUUUAUCAAUACAGUUUUUAAAGAUUUGAUUCGAGAAGGAAAAGUGUUGACAUAUAUGGACGACCUUAUUGUUCUUGCGCAAAAUCAUGAGGAUGCUUUGAGAAAUCUUGAAUUGGUAUUAAAAACUGCAAGUGAAGCUAGGUUAAUAAUUAAUUGGAAAAAAUGCUGCUUCUUGCAAGAAAAGGUUGAAUUUCUGGGUCAUGUAAUUGAAGGUGGCUGUGUUCGUCCAUCACCAAAAAAGGUUAAAGCUGUCAUGUCUUUUCCAGAGCCUACAACUAUACAGCAAUUACAAAGUUUUUUAGGUUUAACUGGAUAUUUCCAAAAAUUUAUUUUGAACUACUCAAUAAUUGCUCGACCGUUAACAAAUUUGUUAAGAGCUGGUGUUAAAUUUUUUUUUGGUGAAACAGAAAAAGCAGCUUUUGCUCAGUUGAAGUCAAAAUUAAGUGAAAAGCCUGUAUUAGGUUUGUACAAAAUUGGAGCAGAAACAGAAUUACAUACGGAUGCAUCAAAGUACGGAUAUGGUGCAAUUUUAUUUCAACGAAAUAGUGAUGAUCAGCUGUUUCAUCCGAUAUAUUAUGCUAGCGGAAAGACUACUUUAAUUGAGGAAAACACGUUGGGCUUUAAUGCUGGAAGAAUUUCAAUCGAGCAUAGAUCAGGGAAAAGUGUGCCGCAUGUUGACGCUCUGAGUCGGAAUCCUUUGUCUUCAUGCUUUGUAAUCGACGAAAGUGAAGAGGGAUUUAUUGCAAGAUUUAGGAAGGCUAAAAAAGAAGAUAGCGAUAUUAAGAAAAUAUGCGAUUUAGCUUCACAAGGUCAGUCAUCUGAUUACAUUAUUCGAGGGGGACUUCUGUUUAAAGAAGAUGCUGGUGAUUUUCGGCUAGUAGUUCCUAAAGUAAUGCAAUCGCAAAUUAUAAGAGAAGCUCAUGAAAAAGGCCAUUUUUCUAUCAAUAAGACCGAAAUUCUUGUAAGGCGAGAUUAUUGGAUUUGUAAUUUACGAUCGAAAGUUGAAAAAGUUGUUCGCAAUUGUAUAACCUGUAUUCUUGCAGAGAGGAAACAGGGUAAGCUAGAUGGUUUGUUGAAUCCGAUAGAAAAAGGAAGCCUGCCAUUGGAUACUUUUCACGUUGAUCACUUAGGAUCGCUGCCAUCGACUAAGAAAAGUUACAAGCACAUUCUAGUAAUUGUGGAUGCCUUUUCAAAAUUUACUUGGUUAUUCGCAACUAAAUCAACGAGCACUGUAGAAGUGUUAAGUUGUAUGCGAAAGCUGGCGGCAAUAUUUGGAAAUCCAAGACGAAUUAUUUCUGAUCGAGGUACUGCAUUCACUUCAAAGGACUUCGAAGAGUACUGCAGACAAGAAAAUAUUGUUCAUUGCUUGACCACGGCGGGUGUACCUCGGUCGAAUGGUCAGGUAGAACGAGUCAAUAGAACGUUGAUACCAUUGUUGACUAAAUUAGCGGCGCCAAAAUCUCAAGAGUGGUAUAAAUACUUGGAUAUUGCACAGCAAUAUCUUAAUACGACGACUCACCGAAGUAUAAAUAACAUUCCUUUUAACAUACUGUUUGAAACUCAUGCACGUUUGCGAGAAGACAUUAAAAUAAAGGAACUAUUGGAAAAUGAAAUGAUAACUAUUUUUCAAGAAAAUCGAGAUGAAGAAAGAGCAAAAGCAAGUGAAAGUAUUGCUAAGAUACAAUGUGAAAACAAGCGUAUUUAUGGUAAAAGACGAAAAAAUGAUAAGAAAUACCACGAAGGCGACAUUGUUGCUAUCAAGCGUACUCAGCAAGGUCCAGGUUUAAAAUUAGCACACAAGUUUUUGGGGCCCUAUGAAAUAAUAAAGGUUUUACAAAAAGGACGUUACAACGUACGAAAGAUAGGAGAACAAGAGGGACCUCUUUAUACAUCAACAGCAGCUGAUUUCAUGAAGCCUUGGAUAGAAGACAAUAGUGAAGAAUCAUCUUUCGAAGAUGUCGAUGAAAACAUUUGGGACGAAUGUUAA
Molecule: messenger RNA, 2304 nt
Organism: Wasmannia auropunctata (little fire ant)
Lineage: Eukaryota; Metazoa; Arthropoda; Insecta; Hymenoptera; Formicidae
Exons: 3
Coding region: 1-2304 (767 amino acids)
Biological process (GO): DNA integration
Molecular function (GO): nucleic acid binding
Source: RefSeq, a predicted model, not a curated record